AUAUUGUCGUUUAAAAGGGAGCUUCAUCGAUCUGCUUGAUUAUUCUUUUCUUCUUUUUCCACUUCGAAGAAUGUCAGAAACAGAAGCAUUGCUGCUGAUGGUAUGCUUCUUACUUGCUCACGCAGCAGCAGAUCUCAAUGAGGAGAUGAGAGAUUUUCUCCGAGACGUGAAUCCUCCGUUUGUCACAAAUCAUACGUUAUCAAAUGGAGACAUCAUCCUCUGCGUCCCAAUUAAAAAUCAACUGUCUCUAAGAAACCAGACACUGCAGCUUCUGCCUCCUCAAAUGAUGAGCAAACAAGAGCACAAUCGAUCAGAAAAUUCCGGUCAGCUGUUUGGUUUAGAAGUUGGAUCGUGCAAGGAAAACACAAUACCGGUGUUGCACACUUCGAAUACCAUAGCCGCAAGAUUUGAUUCUGUGAGGAAGCUAACCAAAAAACAUUCCUCUGGAAAAAAUCGAGUGCCAUUGGCUGAUGAAGAACCUGGCGUAGAAACUCACGAGCAUGGCUACAACCAGUUGAACGGCAACUUCCGAGGGAUGGAAACAACUAUAAAUGUUUGGGAGCCAUACGUGGAAAAAACUUCCGAGUUCAGUCUGGCACAGUUAUGGAUCAUCUCAAAAAAAUUAGGCCCAUUGAACACAAUUGAAGCUGGAUGGCAGAUUUAUCCUAAAUUCUAUGGAGGAACAGGACCUCGACUCUUUGUCUACUGGACGGCUGAUGGCUACGAUAAAACUGGCUGUUAUAACCUGCGAUGCCAAGGCUUUGUACAAACAAGCAACAAGUACGUACUAGGAGGAUCAUUUUCGAGCGUAUCCACUCCAGACUCUACACAAUAUGAGAAAACCUUACGUGUUUUCCAGGACGAUAGCUCAAAGAAUUGGUGGCUACAAAUUGACGGGGAAAGUAUUGGAUACUGGCCUGCAAGCCUUUUUCAAUCUCUACAGAAUGGUGCUGAGACAUUGGAAGCUGGCGGUGAAGUCUGUUAUGAUAAAGAAAGUGGAGUAAGACACACAAAGACUGGUAUGGGAAGUGGAGAAUUUCCAUCCCAGGGAUAUCUUAAAGCUGCAUACCAGAGAAGAAUACAGUACCUGGAUUCCAAUGGAGUAAUGCAGCCAGCAAUUGGGAUGAAAAGUGGAGCUGAAGUACCUAAAUGCUACACUGCUACUAGUGUUGCUGCUGACAAGGGAGAUGACUGGGGUGCAUAUUUCUUCUUUGGAGGCCCUGGAUAUAGCAACAAGUGCCCAUAAACCUUGCAAAAGGCAAAAAAGUGUAUAAGCUGAAAUAAAAAAAAUUAUGAGAUCCAUACUC
Messenger RNA from Selaginella moellendorffii, 1307 nucleotides. RefSeq lists its product as uncharacterized. The transcript has 7 exons. The record is from RefSeq and is a predicted model, not a curated record. Bases 71 to 1246 code for a protein of 391 amino acids. NCBI's taxonomy places the organism in Eukaryota, Viridiplantae, Streptophyta, Lycopodiopsida, Selaginellales, Selaginellaceae.